This is a messenger RNA of Ailuropoda melanoleuca (giant panda), 5442 nucleotides long. It is a transcript of the gene CD44, whose product is annotated as CD44 molecule (IN blood group). Gene Ontology annotation, cellular component: macrophage migration inhibitory factor receptor complex; plasma membrane; basolateral plasma membrane. Gene Ontology annotation, biological process: inflammatory response; positive regulation of ERK1 and ERK2 cascade; cell adhesion. The transcript is spliced from 19 exons. The record is from RefSeq and is a predicted model, not a curated record. NCBI's taxonomy places the organism in Eukaryota, Metazoa, Chordata, Mammalia, Carnivora, Ursidae. Gene Ontology annotation, molecular function: hyaluronic acid binding; cytokine receptor activity. Bases 186 to 2507 code for a protein of 773 amino acids.
CUUAGGUCACUCUUUCAGCCCUUGAAUAAAAACUGCACCCAACUUCCCAGGCGCCCUCAUUGCCUAGCCGGACCCCAGCCCCUGAUAGGUUCGGUCCGGCCCGCUCGCCCCGUGUUCCGCCGGCCCCCGCCCAGCGUCCCGGACCCUCCGGCGCCCCGCGCUCGCUCUCUCGGUUCGCUCGCACCAUGGACAAGUUUUGGUGGCGCUUAGCCUGGGGACUGUGCCUCCUGAAGCUGAGCCUGGCGCAGAUCGAUUUGAAUAUAACCUGCCGAUAUGCAGGUGUGUUCCACGUGGAGAAAAAUGGUCGCUACAGCAUCUCCAAGACGGAGGCUGCUGACCUCUGCAAGGCUUUCAACAGCACCCUGCCCACCAUGGCCCAGAUGGAGAAAGCCCUGAGCAUCGGGUUUGAGACCUGCAGGUACGGGUUCAUAGAGGGGCAUGUGGUGAUCCCCCGUAUCCACCCCAACUCCAUCUGUGCUGCGAACAACACAGGCGUGUACAUCCUCACGUCCAACACCUCCCAGUAUGACACGUACUGCUUCAACGCCUCAGCUCCACCGAAAGAAGACUGUACGUCGGUCACACACCUGCCCAAUGCCUUUGAAGGACCGAUUACCAUAACCAUUGUUAACCGCGAUGGCACCCGCUACAGCCAGACAGGUGAAUACCGAACGAACCCUGAAGACAUCAACCCCAGCAUCUCCACUGACGACGACGUGAGCAGUGGAGCCUCCAGUGAGAGGAGCACUUCGGGAGGCUACAACAUCUUCCACACCCACCUGCCGACUGUCUACCCGACCCAGGACCAAGACAGUACCGGUGUGUCCGACCACCCAGAGAACACCCCUGUGACCAUUACUUCAACUGUGCACUCAAACAGCCACGCAGCGGUUCAGGGGCAAAAUCACUGGAUGUGGUCCUGGUUUGGUAACUCACAGCCUAAGACUCAGGAUCACACAGCAACAGCAACAACAGCAACCAAGAGGCGAGAAGCCCAGGAUUGGCUUUCAUGGUGGUUUCAACCAUCAGAGUCCAAGAAUCAUCUUCACACAACAACAAUAAUGGCUGGUACGGAUUCAAAUAUCAUCUCAGCAGGCUGGGAACCAACUGAAGAAAAUGAAGAUGAAAGAGAAAGACACCCCAGUUAUUCUGGAUCAGGCAUUGAUGAUGAUGAAGAUUUUAUCUCCAGCACCAUUCCAACCACACCACGGCUUUUUAACCACCCAACACAGAACCAGGGUUGGACUCCGCAGAGCCCCGGCGAAUCGAAUCCAGGAGUAUUACUUCAGACUACUACAAGGAUGACUGCAGAUGGGGACCGAAGUGGCACCAGCGCUAAUGGCGAGGACUGGCCCCACGAACCGCACUCUCCUGUCAUUCACCAUGAGCAUGACGAUGAAGAGGAGGCCGAGCGCCCCGCAAGCACAACUCAGGCAAUCCCUAGUAGUACAAUGGAAGAAACAGCUACCCGGAGAGAGCAAUGGGUGGAGAAUGGAUGGCAAGGGGAAUACCCCCAAUCACCAAAAGAAGACUCUCAUUCAACAGCAGGGACAACUGCCACAGCCCAAGACGGCCAUCCAGAUCAAAGGACGACAACGCAGAGUCAAGAGGACAGCUCCUGGACUUAUUUCUUUGACCCAAUCUCACAUCCAGUGGAACGAGGUCAUCAAACAGAAAGAUGGAUGGAUAUGGACUCCAGCCGUAGUACAACAAGUCAGCCUUCUGCAGACCCACACACACAUUUGGUGGAAGACUUGGACAGGACAGGACCUCUUUCAGUGACAACUCAGCAGAGUCCUACUCAGACCGUCCCUACAUCACAUGGAGGCUUGGAAGAAGAUAAAGACCACCCGAUGACUUCUACCCCAACAUCUAGCAACAGGACCAAUGGCAGAGGCGGGAGAAGAGGUGGGCGUCUUCCCGAAGACUCAGCUACUCCACUGGAAGGUUCAACUUCUCCCUUGCCAGCCACCGGGGAGUACAGCACCCUCAUCCCGGUGACCCCUGCGAAGACGGGGUCCCCUGGAGUUACUGAAGUUAAUAUUGCUGGAGAUUCCAACUCUAACAUUAUUCAUUUCUUUGCAGAAGACCAGGACUCCUCAGUUCACCCCAGUGGAACGUCCCACACCACUCACGGAUCAGAAUCAGCUGGACACUCAAGUGGGAGUCAAGAAGGUGGGGCAAACACAACCUCCGGUCCUAUGCGGAAACCUCAAAUUCCAGAAUGGCUCAUCAUCUUGGCUUCCCUCCUGGCCUUGGCUUUGAUUCUUGCCGUUUGCAUCGCUGUCAAUAGUCGAAGAAGGUGCGGGCAGAAGAAAAAGCUGGUGAUCAACAAUGGCAAUGGAGCGGUGGGGGACAGGAAGCCAAGCGGAAUCAAUGGAGAGGCCAGCAAGUCUCAGGAGAUGGUGCACUUGGUGAACAAGGAGCCCUCAGACACCCCCGAUCAGUAUAUGACAGCCGACGAGACGAGAAACCUGCAGAAUGUGGACAUGAAGAUUGGGGUGUAGCGCCCAUGCCGUGGUGACCUUGGAAAGAAAUGGCAGUUGGAGACACAAGCGUGAGAAGGAGCUGGGACAUUUCACAGAUGCAAUGUGCUACUGAUUGUUUCAUUGAGGUUCCUUUUUUAGUAUAAAAUUUUCUACUCCUUUUUGUUUUUUGCGUUUUGUUUUGAAGCCAAUUUAUAAAAACCGCAUCGUUUUCUGAAAUGAGGGCCCAACUGAUAACCUGCAAGAAUGUAACUGUUCCAGUUCCCACCUAGAAGCCCCCGCCCCCUAGGGCGUGCUCUGGAUGGCUUCUAACAGCAGCCGCAGAUACAUCUUCCAGAUCCCCGACCUUCCCUUCACUCCCCCUCCCAGGCAACAGCCUCAGAACAAGGACACCCCCCAGGGCUAAGAGGGAUUGGUCCCUGGGAAGGUAUUUGAAUGGGUCCACAUCCCCUGCCCCUCUCUGCCACCCAAUCCCUAGGCAUUUCUUUCCAGUGGGGUAGCGGGUCAGAAUGUACUGGUUACACAUCCCCUUCUAUAGACCCCCUGGAAAUUUUUCAGAUGCUUCUGGGAAAUACCCAAAAGGUGAAGCUAUUUAUCUGUAGGAAGCUAUUUAUCUUGUUUUUGAAGUAGUGAACCCUGGAGGUCCUUUGAUCAGUAUGGUUUUUUUUUUUUUUUGGUUUUUUUUUUUUUUGUUACUUUGUCAGAGGCAUAAAGGGUUUAAGCUGAUUCAUAAUAAAUAUCUGUACUUCUUCCACCUUAACCCUUUGUGCUGUGAUCCUUCAGUUUUUUCACCAGCCAGGUCUGGUUCCCAAAAACUCAUCGGGACGAUGAGAGAAGGCCCUCCUUGAAAGUCUUCAUCUCAGAGCCACUAAGCCCCCAUUCAGGCUCACGCAACCAGAUCUCCAAGAGAAUCAGGAAGACAGCGCUAUUUUAUCUCUGGGGCUCCAAAGGCUUUCUCCUGUCCUAGCACCCGAAGUGCGAGCGGAGGAGUCUCGGCUGCUUUAUGUGAGAGCGGCCACCAGUUCUCUGCCCUGAGAGGCUGUGAAAACUCACUUUACAUUGCCUGACCUACCAUUUGUGGCAUCCCAUUUCAUAGACACUGACCCUGUUAAAUGACGUCCAAAACCAAUAUGGAAGUACAUUUUGGCCUCUUGUAACAAAAAGAGAAGCCGACGGAAAUGAAAGAGAGCAUAGACCGUAGCCAACUGAUUGCCACAGGUGGGGGAAGACGGAGGCAGCUGUGUAGAUCCCGUUUGAGUGUUUUUAGGGCUGUAUUUGUUUAUACUUCAACAAGCCAGCUGUCCCUGACGCAGCUGCUACUCAGGGUAGGUUAAGUGCCUGGGAAGUCCCUCAGAAGGUUAUAGGGCUUCCCACCAUUGGACUCUUAGCACCAGGUAGGUGGGUUUAUGACCAAGUAAGAGAAGAAUGGCUUUAUCCCUUGCUUGGCAAGUACUCGGUCUUUAUUCAUCAGUUCAGAAGUCCCGUUGGUCCUGGAACUUCCAAAGAUGAUUUGUAAUAGAAGAAAUUAAAUCUGUAAAGUAAGGACUCCUAUAAAAUGAGAACUCCUUCCUUAUGCCCCCAUGAAAAGUUAUCUGUUGCCUAAACUGAUAAGUUUAACUGGUGAUGUUGCUAAGACCAGGGAGAGAGAGAGAGAGAGAGAGAGAGGGAGAGAGGCAAGAAGGAAGAGGAAAAGAAAAAGAAUAAAUAAGAGAAGAAGGGUAGAGGGAGGAGGAGGAGAAGAAAAUAGGUCCCGCAUUAGCCAGGGCUGGGCUUAUACGUGGUGUGAUUGUGACAGAUCUAUUUUUAGAAGAGAGGCCCACUUUCUGCACUCAUUUCCAACUUCUGUUCUCUCCUAUCCACCCUCAUAACCUCUUCGCAAUCAUGAUCUUUGAAAACUUCCUUCUCUUCUGUGAACUUCAUUGGCCAGUUCCAUAUCGGACAUCUAGCCACUCUGUUUCACAGCCACUAUGUCCAAGUGCUCCCUGCUUUCCAAGAGCUUUCCUGGUCUGCUGCAGACACAUUCUGGCUCUUCAGCCACUCCGGAUCUGGUACAGGAGCCUAUGUCAGGCUUGAUCUGUCCCCAGAUUCUCUUCAGCGUCAUGGAUAGUCUUACAAGUCUCACCACUAGGGAUGGCUUUCCUUUUCUAGACAUUUCCAGUAAAUAGGCUGAGAUAGGCGAUUGUUUUUUAUUUUAUUUUAGAAUUUCCUAUGAUCUUUCCUUUUAUUACUGUUGUAGUCCCUCACUUGGUUAUACUUCUGUGUUCUCAGACAGGAAUGGGAGAGGUCCAGAGCUUUUAGUCCUUGAAUGCAAUACCCCUCCAAUAUUGCCCGGAGUUCAUGGAAUAGGAAGUAUUCUCUCCCGUUUGAAAUAAUGGUGCAAUGCCAUUAAGCUGAGAGUUUAAGAUGCAAUAUUUCCUACAAUUGUAAAUCUUUUGUGUCUCCUGAGGGCUGCCUUUAAAUUAGCACUGGGUGAAAAUAAAAUGGUGCAAGAGACUCCUUCAUAUCCAUAUUUUGUAGAUUCUAAGCCUGGCAGAAUGGAUUUCUCCAGCAGAACCUCUCAAAGUUUUAUAUUGAGACCAUGAUGCCAAGAACUUGUUCCAUAGCCAAUGUUCAUUCAAUACUGGUACAGCAGAGGAGUGGGAGAAAGGAAUCUCUGACUUCUCUAGAAAUGUCAAGGGUACUUAAGAAUAAGAAUAAUGUGGUCCAUUUACCUUAUGUAAUAGGUAUGCCUUUCUAUAAAUCACUUCUGUCGAGUUUUCGAAGAAUAGCUCAUUGUUCAUGCAUGUACAGCGACCAUUGUUAUUUCUGAUUUGUCACAGCACACCCUUCCUCUCAUUUUUGUAUAUUUAUUGUCGGACCAGUAGUAACGAGGAAAGCAUGAUAUAUAUAUUGCCCAGUUGAAAGCACUUAUUGGAAAAUACCAAAAAGCUACUAUUAAAAAGCUAAAGGAAACAGA